Artibeus jamaicensis (Jamaican fruit-eating bat) is the source of this 450-nucleotide messenger RNA. RefSeq names its product deoxyuridine 5'-triphosphate nucleotidohydrolase, mitochondrial-like. Gene Ontology annotation, molecular function: magnesium ion binding; dUTP diphosphatase activity. Gene Ontology annotation, biological process: dUMP biosynthetic process; dUTP catabolic process. The transcript has a single exon. The record is from RefSeq and is a predicted model, not a curated record. The coding region runs from base 1 to 450 and encodes 149 amino acids. NCBI's taxonomy places the organism in Eukaryota, Metazoa, Chordata, Mammalia, Chiroptera, Phyllostomidae.
AUGUUCCUCUGUGGCAACAUGUGCCUGCAUUCUGCUCUUCCACGCCAUGGCCUGAAGAGGUACACACCAUCUUCUCCAGCAAGCAGUAGUUUCCUGCAUAAGAAGGAGGCACAAGGCUACUCUUUUUUCCUGCUCUGCAAACACACCAGCACUGCAACUAAGGGAUCUGUGCAGGCGGCUGGCCAUGACCUCUACAGUGCCAAUCAUUACAUAGUGCCACCUAUGGAGAAAGACCUUGUAAAAACCGACACUCACAAUGCUCUUGCUGCUGGAGGCUAUGGGAGAGUAGCUCCAUAUUCUGUUUUGGCUGCAAAGCACUUCCUAGAUGUAGCAGGUGGUGUCAUAGAUGAAGAUUAUGGAGGAAAUAUUUGCCUUGUUCUGUUCAACUUUGGCAAAGGAAAGUCUGAAAUUAAAAAGGGUGACCACGUUGUACAGCUCAUUUGUGAAUGA